UUUUAGCAUUGGCUCCGCACUGCUGUCAGACGUUGAGGUUUCUUUUCCUGCAGAUGCUUUCCUUCGUCUCGACGCUCGUGUCUGUGCGUGAAUUGGAGAAGAGAAGCCACAGCAGAGCAACGACCCAAAGGUCGAGACUUCAGCCACACUUUCUUUUGGCUGCAGAGCAACGAAUUGGAGAGACAGCCCCACACACACACACUGCCGACUUCAAACAUCAAUCACUUGCUGCAUUUUACCGUCGAGGCCGAAAGAAGGCGUUUGAAGGCAAAAGGGAGAGUGAAUAACCAGAGGGCAAAGGUUGAUUGAUGGAGCCACAAAAGGGAAUUACAGCGUGGCAGUCCUUCCGAGAGAAAACCAGACCUUUUCUGCCAAAUUUGAGGAAACGGAAAGAUGGAAAAAAACAACUCUUGGACCAGCGGCUGAGUUUUUCAGAGCCGGACAUGGUGCAAGUGGGCACUGCCAAUGCUGAAGAUAGCUCCAAUUCUGCUGUGUCAAGCUCCAAUGUUACUUACUUCAGCAGCCCAUCUACUCCGUUGAAGAAACCCAUUGACAACAAUGAGCAAACAGAGCCUAAGGAAACUGCCAACAUUGCGUCAGAGGCAUCUUUUCAUACAGAAAUGUGCUGCAGUGAAAAAUUCCAAAGUACUGAGUUACCAGUGGUUGUCAAGGAAUCCAGUAAAACGUGUGCUGAGGGCACUUUGUGCAAUGACUUGUGUGGUGGGACAAUGGGAGAGAAAUAUGAGGAGGAUCUCAGUGAAAGCACUGACCUGGAGUCUUCUCAGAGUUCACAAAUCUUCGAAGAACAGACAUGUGGACAAAAUGAAGGGAAAAGCAGUGAUUCAUCAUCAAGAUUAAUUCAUAGCCCCUCAUACCUUUUGACCAUUAAUCUGAUAGAAGGACGGAACCUGGUAAUCCGCGAUCGUUGUGGAACAAGUGAUCCUUAUGUCAAGUUCAAACUGGCUGGGAAAACAUUGUUCAAGAGUAGGAUCAUAUACAAAAACCUGAACCCUCGAUGGGAUGAGACUUUCACAGUUCCAGUAAGGAACUUGAAUCAAAAGCUUUACAUCAAGGUAUAUGACCGUGACUUGACCUCGGAUGAUUUCAUGGGUUCUGCAUAUCUUAGUCUGAGUGAUCUUGAAGUAAACAGAUUUCUACAAAAGGAGUUGCAGCUGGAUGACCCAAACAGCCUGGAAGACUACAUGGGCGUGAUUGUCUUACAGAUAACUCUUUCCCCAAAGCCAAGUGAAAGCAGCACAAAUGCGAGUUUGGUCAGGAAGAAGCAACUCACCGGCACAAAGUCAAGCUUCGUCCGGUUGUCGGAAUCCUUUCGGAAGAGUCAGUGGUGCUCCGAGGUUGUCACCAUCUCCCUGCUUGCUGGGAAAGUGAUCAAAGAGGAAGGAGUGGAAAAACUGUACGUCAAGUUCAAGCUGGGGGAAGAAAGAUACAAAAGCAAGAUGGUUUACAGGAGCACUAAUCCUCAGUGGAGAGAGAGAUUUGAUUUUCAUCUGUUCAACGAAAAGAAAAAUGUGUUAGAAGCUGAGGUCUGUGGGACCGACAGCAAGAACUGGGAAGAAUGCAUUGGAACGUGCAAGGUUGACCUUGUGAUGCUACCUAAAGGUCAAAUAAAUCACUUGGAGCUGCCUCUGGAGAACGAACAGGGCUCUCUGCUUUUGCUGGUCACGCUCAAAGUCUUCACAGGAAUUGCCAUCUCUGAUCUCUGUGCCAGUCCACUGGAUGAUGUAAAUGAGAGAAAACAGAUCAUUCAGAGUUACAGCCUGAGAAGAACAUUUGAGGAUCUAAAUGACAUUGGCUUUCUACAAGUACAAGUGAUUAAGGCUUGUAACCUGCUGGCAGCAGAUUUUGCGGGAAAGAGUGAUCCGUUCUGUGUUCUGGAACUGGGGAAGCAUAGGCAACAGACCCACACAGUGUAUAAAAACCUUAAUCCUGAAUGGAAUAAAAUCUUCACAUUUAAUAUUGGGGACAUUCAUGACAUACUGGAAGUAACAAUCUUUGAUGAAGAUGGGGACAAGCCACCAGACUUCCUUGGCAAGGUUGCGAUCCCUUUGCUUUCUAUCAGAAAUGGUCAGCAGAUCGCAUGUGUCCUGAAGAACAGAAAGUUGGGACAACGCAUGAAAGGAGUUAUUUACUUGAAGUUGGAUCUAGUCUAUAACUUGAUGAAAGCAAGCCUCAAAACCUUCAAACCAAAAGAGCAUAAGAUCCAAGAAGAAAACCUCAAAUUUUCAAAAAAGAUGUUAAUGAGGAAUGUUAGGCGUGUUCGGAACCUCACUAUGGCAGUAUGGAACACUGUACAAUAUAUCAACAGCUGCUUUGAGUGGGAAUCUGUACAAAGGAGUGUGAUAGCCUUUCUGUUGUAUAUGACUAUCGUCUGGAUCUUAGAGUGCUACAUGGUGCCAUUUGCACUCUUGAUGCUUUUUGCCUGGAACUACAUUCAGCUAGCCAGAGGGAAGAUUGUCAGCAAUCAGUACUUGGAGGAUGAAGAAUCUGAUAUUGACGAUGAUGAAGAUGAAGAUGAAAAGGACUUGGAGAAGAAGGGAUUAAUAGAUAAAAUUCACAUGGUUCAAGAUAUUGUCAUCUCAGGACAAAACAUUCUAGAUACAAUAGCAUCAUUUGGAGAGAGAAUCAAAAAUGUCUUUAUCUGGUCAGUACCUUUCCUGUCCAAGCUCGCCUGUUUUGUGCUCGCUAUUUGCACAAUUGUAUUGUAUUUUGUUCCGGUGAGGUACCUCCUGUUGAUCUGGGGCAUGCACAAAUUCACUAAGAAGCUAAGAAAUCCCUACACCAUCGAUAAUAAUGAGUUGCUUGACUUCAUCUCCAGAGUUCCAUCAGACAUCCAAAAGGUGCAAUACACUGAACUGAGACCGAGUAAUGGGAUCAGCCCUCUUAGGAAGAAGAAAAGCAAUUCAUAGCUCGCUUGCCAGAUGAAUCGCUGUUGCUUCCAGUGGUCUGGGGAAGAUACCACUUCAAAGAGUACCCAUCUACAAUUUCCCAGUUUAGAAAGUACCAUCUAUCGUGGCACCAUCUUAAUCAGCCAGGUUUAAAAGUGACUCUAUACCAGCGGAAAGAUGUGCAAUACUCUACGUUGAACAUGCACAAUCUGCACACAAGUUGAAUGUAACAUUUUCAAGAUAUUAAGAUCCUUUAGCACUAUAAUGUAUAUAUUGUAUUUUAUAAGAAUUUUUCUCCUAUGUCAUCUUUUCUUUUUCCAUUCGCACUUUUACAUCAUGAAAUUAGUUCUGUUUCAUUUAAAAAUACAAGUGAACUUCUUUUCUUUUUUCAUUUACUGAGUACAUUGUUGCCUUCAUACUUAUCAAUCUCUCACAUCCCGUUCAAGACGUUACAGACAGUUUUUGUUGCAAUUCUUAAAGAGUUACAUAGUUUAUUUACUAUCCUGAUGGUGAAUACUGUGCGAUUAUGUUAAAUUGUGAUCAUUUAGAAACAAUUAAAUGGACAAUAUAUUCUGACACCUUAAUGAUUAACUUCAUGUUGAGAAGUUACAGAGAGGAUCAAUGCUGAGGUUAGGGGCAAAUAUGGAAAUGAAUAUGAUACAAAAAGUUGUAAAAUUGCAAUGCAUUGUUAAAGAGGUAGAAAAAUGCUAUAGAAAGUUAGGUUUCAUUUGUAUUUUUGAAUUAAUUUGCUAUCGAGCUUUCUUAGUGCUGCUCUUUCUCAGAGUCUUAAAAAAAAACUAAAUUUGGUUGAUUACCAAUACUCUCAUUUUAAUGUCAGUAAUUUUUGAGAUAUUGUAACCUUUUGUAUCAACGUCUCAUAAUGCCUUUGCUGUUAAACAUUUUAUCAAUGUUGUCAAUCAUAGUGACAUCGAUCUGUAGUUAACGCCUCUGUUUCACAUUGAAUCAGAUACGGAUUAAAGUGCCAAACGGCCGUGAUUUUUUAUUUGCUGUUCGUUUGCAUUAUAACCAUUUUUGAUGUUUGCUCUCAAGGUCUCAGGUGCUAGGAGAAAGUUUGGUUUGUAUGUUAUCACAAGUGAGGUUUUCUAAGAAAACUGUGAUAUCUUUGAGGGUUCCUGAUCCUAAAUGUAAAAUGUCAGCUGCUGUGAUAGGAAUAUAGCAGGAUGAUGUGCCUGAGUGUGUGUGUGUGUGUGUAUCUCCAAUCCCUGACUAGAAUCUUUGGAUUACACCCCUCCAGUCCUAUUCUAACUCAGCAUAAACCUUUAUUUCAAAAUGUUUCCCUGAACCAACUUAAUAAAUUUCAGGUUUAAUCCUGUUUUGGGGGGAAAAAAAGCUUUAGAACUAGGUGCAGGUUUGGACUUGCUGCAAAUAUAUUUAAUAAAAUGGCAAUGUUUCUGUUUUAUGCAAUCUGUGCUUGAACAGCAAAGCUGUUUCUUGCAGCUUCCUGGCCUGCUUUCAGCUCCACACCUUGUCAGGAGAAGCAGGAGAAUUCCACUUCAGCACUUCCAGGAGGGAUUAGCCCAUUGUUGGGCAGCUUGGCAAAUUCGAGAGUCUUCUCCCUUCCCUAUUUGGUGGGACUCGACUUGGUGACUCGAGGUAUUUAUCAAAAUGGAUUAACUCUCGCUACUUUGGCUGUGCAAGGUGUGCUCUUUGUUCCCAAGCAAAGCAUGUGGAAUAACUGCUGAGCAGUAGCAAGGCAUGUCUCUUGAGGGACAGAGUGCAAACCAGAGAUUGAGGGUCCCUGAACCUCCAAGUGGCCCUGGUCAAGUGCAGCACUGGUUAGCAGCCUGAUCUUUUCCUUGUAGCCCUUUAGUGAACUGAAUGGUGCAUACCAUGGCGGGGGGAAACUAGAGAGGGAGAGAGAAAACUUAGUUUCAAAUUAUAGAAAACAGCAGGUUGUUAAUACUACUCUACAUGUUGUUGUUGGAGGUAUUUCAUCUCAGUCUUAAGAGCUUUGCAGUAUUUUCUGAAGAGCAGGGUUUGCCACGCUUUUUCUGUUCUUCCUUAUGUGCCACACAAAAACAGCUGACUGAGACAUUGUUAGCAUAGUCCAUAGGAAACAAAAACGAUGUAUUCUGCCUAUGAAGGAAAUUCACUUAUAUUUGACAAAAUGACUUUAUUCCGGUGUGUAUCUAUAUUAUUAAAGUCAUUCGAUCAUAAAUAUAUUUUAGAUCACAGCUGUGUUUGUUUCUGUCCUAUUUUAUUUGAUCAUUCCCCUUGCACAAGUGCAGUAAGUACGGUUGUUUAUCACAGCCAGGAGUCUGAGAAUUGCAAGGCUGGCAGAGACCGUCUUCAGAGAGACUGGAAAAGUAAUUCCAUUCAAUCUGGCUGCUGUAUGAUUUGGGUGGCGAUGGUCAAUUGACCUUUGAUAUAAGGAACUAGAAGUAGUAUAACCUCUGGCUUCAUCUUUGAUCAAUAUGCAAAUGUUGGUUUGGUGCUUUUAUUGAUUUUCAUCUGUCUUUUAACUAUGGUCUCACUGAUCUGAUUGCUGGUAGUUUGUAAACUGCAAAGGAUCUGUGAAAACAAUGCAAAUUUAAAGGCUUCCUUGUAUUGUAAUUUCGAUUUUGUUUGCUGGAUUCAGUGCAAAGGUCUGUCCAAAAAUGGGUUUCAGUUCUAACACCAGAAGAAAACACAUCCCUGCCCAUUCCACCAGCAUUCCAUUGAAUACACCAGCAAUCCUUUCUGUUUGUGGUUUUGCUGCUAGAUUAAGGCUAGCUUUAUGUUUAUUCAUAACCACUAAGAAUUAUAUUAAGAUUGCUCAAUUCAUUUUACAUACAGCCACCAGUAUGGUAAAAUGCAUUUAGAUAUAUUUUUGUGCUGUAGAUUGAUGAUAGUAUUAAAAAAUAUGUCUCCACGUCGAAAUUGAUACAACACAUCCCUUUAAAUAAGGUACAUGAAUGUAACCUAUUCAGCCAUUAAAGUAAUUAAACAUCUAUUUUGCCAUUAUAUUAAAGAAACCAAAUGCUUAGAAACUAACUCCUUUCUUUUCUUGAAAUCAUGGACACAAUUUUCCAGCUGGUGAUAUUGAGAUUGGUAAAUUCACUUUCCAUUCAAGUCAGUUUAUCUUUUACCAUUGAUUGUAAAUUUCCCUUCUGUUGGGUCAAUGAAUCGUUUGGGAAUAUGGGGCCAUUGCUGAAACAGGGUGUUACACAGUAAACAGGAGACAAGAUAGAAAGGCCAUAGCCAUUAAUUACAGCCUGGAAUCAGGUCCUCCAUUGAACUUGAUUUCAGUCAUUCGUAGCAUGUAUAAUUUGGGUUUUCAUACCAAAACAUUGGUUUCCUUUUUUUAAAAAAACAGCCCAUCAGCAAAUGUCUUAUGAUUCUUCCAUUGGUUUUCUCCUGCUGGCAAUGGAAGAAAACAGGCAGCAAGUCCACUUGGGCAGAGAUUGAUCUGUUUAGUCUUUAAUUCACAAUUGUAGUUUUGGGUGGCACCAUGUGCAAAAGUAACAGCCGCAUGGUUGUCCACAAAGAGGCAAAACUAAAAUGCUUUGUCUUGACUUUAAGAAUAAUUUCUGCUCUCUGAUCUUUAAGAAGACUAGAACAUAUCUGAAAUAAAUAUUCCACAAUAAAUGCAUCUGAAACUUUUAUAAAUUAUGCAACAUUUGUAUUGAC
Messenger RNA from Callorhinchus milii (elephant shark), 6536 nucleotides. Its product is annotated as multiple C2 and transmembrane domain-containing protein 2. The record is from RefSeq and is a predicted model, not a curated record. Gene Ontology annotation, biological process: regulation of neurotransmitter secretion. The transcript is spliced from 24 exons. Bases 309 to 2927 code for a protein of 872 amino acids. NCBI's taxonomy places the organism in Eukaryota, Metazoa, Chordata, Chondrichthyes, Chimaeriformes, Callorhinchidae. Gene Ontology annotation, cellular component: synaptic vesicle membrane. Gene Ontology annotation, molecular function: calcium ion binding.